This is a messenger RNA of Penicillium cinerascens, 1017 nucleotides long. RefSeq names its product D-mandelate dehydrogenase-like dehydrogenase. Lineage: Eukaryota; Fungi; Ascomycota; Eurotiomycetes; Eurotiales; Aspergillaceae. Gene Ontology annotation, molecular function: hydroxypyruvate reductase [NAD(P)H] activity; NAD binding; glyoxylate reductase (NADPH) activity. The transcript has 5 exons. Gene Ontology annotation, cellular component: cytosol. The record is from RefSeq and is a predicted model, not a curated record. The coding region runs from base 1 to 1017 and encodes 338 amino acids.
AUGGGAUCCACAACUGCUAAACCCAAGAUCUUGCUUCUUGGAGAAAUCGAUCAUGCGCAACUGUCUUGGAAUGCGCUGGGUGAACUUGGCGAGCUGGUGAAAGCAACCUCCACCAGUCGUGCCGACUUCAUUCAAGAGUGCCGAGAUGGGAAGUUUGAAGGUGUUGUCGCUAUCUACCGUACCUUCUUCUCCUUUGACAUCACAGGCCAAGUGGACGAGGAGCUGCUGAACGCGCUUCCAAACUCUCUGCAAUAUAUUGCCAGCUGCGGAGCCGGCUAUGACCAAAUUGACGUCCACGCGUGCAGUACUCGUAACCCUCCGAUCCGCGUGUCCAACGUCCCCACUGCCGUGGACGAUGCGACCGCCGAUGUGAACAUGUUCCUUAUUCUCGGUGCUCUGCGUAACUUCAAUGCUGGUAUGCACGCUCUGCGUCAAGGGAAGUGGCGUGGCCAACCCGCGCCUCCGCUUGGCCAUGAUCCCGAAGGCAAGACCCUGGGUAUCUUGGGCAUGGGUGGCAUUGGACGUAACCUGAAGAAGAAAGCGGAGGCUUUCGGUAUGAAGGUUAUUUAUCACAAUCGUCGUCAAUUGAACGAGGAGCUUUCCGGUGGAGCUCAAUAUGUUACUUUUGACGAGCUCUUGUCCACCAGUGAUGUGCUCAGCUUGAAUCUGCCAUUGAAUAAACACACACGCCACAUCAUUGGCAAGAACGAAUUUGCUAAAAUGAAAGACGGAGUGGUUGUCGUUAACACGGCUCGUGGUGCUGUCAUGGACGAGGCCGCGCUUGUCGAAGCUCUGAGUACCGGGAAGGUGUUCUCGGCUGGUCUUGAUGUUUUUGAAGAGGAACCUAAAAUUCACCCCGGUCUUAUUAGCGAUCCGAGUGUGAUUCUGGUACCUCACAUGGGUACCUGGACAAUCGAGACUCUCGCCGCGAUGGAGGAGUGGACUAUCGAGAAUAUCUGUCUGGCACUCACAACUGGCAAGCUCAAGUCUCCAGUCCCUGAACAGGCUGACUUGUAA